AUGGGAGAUGGAGGUCCCCUGCAGACCGAGGGAAAUGCCCUCCUCAAAGCCGUCUUCCAGGGAAAGCUGAGGCUGACCCGCCUGCUGCUGGAGGGUGGCGCCUACAUCAAUGAGGGCAACGAGCGUGGAGAGACCCCCAUCGCCGCCGCCUGCCUGGGCAGCUACGAGGACCCGCAGACCCGGCAGAGGAUGCUGCGGUACCUUCUGGAGAAAGGUGCGGACCCCAACAUCCCAGAUAAGAGCGGCCGGACAGCUCUGAUGCACGCGUGUGCCGAGCAGGCGGGGAAGGAGGUGGUGACGCUGCUGCUGGAGAACGGGGCUGACCCCAGCCUCAAAGACUACUCUGGAUCCUCCGCCCUCGUCCAUGCUAUCAACACAGGCGACCAUGACACCCUGCAGGUCCUGCUUGAUGCCUGCAAGGCAAAAGGAAAGGAAGUUAUUAUUAUCACCACCGACACGUCUCCGUCAGGAACCAAGAAGAUUAAACAGUACCUCAACUCCCCCCCCUCCCCAGCUAUCGUGGAUAAGUUGUCUCCGGCCUGUAUGUCUCCGUCGGAGGUGGAGAUCACCACCUCCUCCUCAGGAGGAGAUAAGAGCGACGAAGGGAUCUUCAGCUUUGCCCUCACGUCAGCUUUACCUCUACCUUCAGCCCGACCUCCAGGUGAGAAGAGGCCACCGCCUCGCAAGCUGCUGAAGAGGCUGAACUCGGAGCCCUGGGGCCUGGUGGCGCCCUCGGUGCUGAGCGGCGUCUCUCAGGACCGAGGUCUGGAGGAGGCGAGCGGCUGUGAUGUCAGCAGGACGGUGGCUGAGAUGAACGGCCUGUCCAUCACAGAGCGGGUCAGACCUCUGCUGUCACGGAGACACAGCAUCGAAACCCAUGACCCCUGCUCCCCCCAACUGAUGGAUCGGUCCUGCUCAGAGGACUGCCCCACCCUCUCUGGCUCCUGGGCCGACAAAGUGCAGCAACAUCAGAUCUUGUAUCGUAGGAACACGGCCCCGGAGUCACAGGAAAAUGCUGGAGGACCUGGGGCGGUUCCAGCUCGGGUCCUGGCUUAUCCGAAACUGACCCGGAUGGAGCACUAUGAGUCAGACACUCACCUCUGUCCAGAGUCCAUCCCUGGAUCUCCAGACUCGGGUCGGGUGUCUGUGGAGCGGAGGAGGUACAAUGCCUCCCCCAUGUCCCUGUUCAGCAGCUCCCCCAGGGAGUCACUGGAGAACAUCCCCAACUCUGUGUCCCCCAUUACCAUGCGCCGCCGUCCCCCGGGAAUCCUGGAGCGCAGAGGCUCUGGGACUCUCCUGCUGGACCACAUCUCCCACACCAGACCUGGCUUCCUGCCUCCACUCAACAUCAACCCUCAGAGACCCAUCCCCGACAUCCGUUCAAAUGGUAAGUCCACCUCCCCGGUUCAUGCUGCACACAAGAUCCUGGUCCCGGUGGCCCCGGCUUCGCCCAAAAGGGGGCUGGACUUCAAGAUGAAAAAGAAACUCAUGAGGAGACACUCAAUGCAGACGGAGCAGAUGAAGCAGCUCUCCACCUUCCAGGAGAUUCUGGCUGAGAAGGUCAUUGAGUCCAAUGGAGAUUGA
Messenger RNA from Pleuronectes platessa (European plaice), 1584 nucleotides. RefSeq names its product ankyrin repeat domain-containing protein 34A. The record is from RefSeq and is a predicted model, not a curated record. Bases 1 to 1584 code for a protein of 527 amino acids. Lineage: Eukaryota; Metazoa; Chordata; Actinopteri; Pleuronectiformes; Pleuronectidae. The transcript has a single exon. Gene Ontology annotation, molecular function: protein binding.